Molecule: messenger RNA, 807 nt
Organism: Klebsormidium nitens
Lineage: Eukaryota; Viridiplantae; Streptophyta; Klebsormidiophyceae; Klebsormidiales; Klebsormidiaceae
Source: the annotation of a GenBank genome assembly
AUGAGCGUGGGUCGAGGGUCUGCACGAGAUCCAGCGUCAGAGAUGGCGGCCGCUGACAUGUUGACAACAGACGAGCUGGUGGCCAAGCUGCAGCUGCUCCCCCAUCCUGAAGGAGGCUUCUUCAAAGAGACAUUCAGGGACGACAGUGUGCACCUGUCCAAGGACCAGCUUCCAGAUGGCUAUACUGUGGACCGUCCUGUCAGCACCAUCAUCUACUUCCUUCUUCCCAGUGGCAGCGUCUCCCGACUCCACAGGAUGCCUUCGGCUGAGGGGUGGCAUUUCUACAUGGGGGAGCCGUUGACGGUCGUAACAAUCGACGAGAAUGGGAAGCUGACGAAGCACGCCCUCGGCACCCCGACCCGAAGCAACUUGGACGUCAGCCUCCAAGCUGUAGUAUCUCCCGGGGUUUACUUCGGAGCAUACCCCACACUAGAUUACGAGACGGUUGAUGCAGACGGGAAGGAGUUGAAGACAACUCGGGAUGCGCAAACGCACUACUCCUUAGUCGGUUGUACGGUUGCUCCAGCUUUCGACUUUGCAGACUUUGAGCUGGCCCAGCGAGACCCGCUAUUAGAAAAGUACCCUCAGCAUUCGGAUAUCAUUGAGCGGCUGACUGUCCGAGAUGCAUGAUAGGCACAACUGAUUCUUGCACUGCCACUGCAAAAUUGUCGAUCAUUGCUACGAGGUGAGCGCGGGUUGUAACAACUCUUUAUCGGAGCUAACAAUACCUCUCAUAUUUCACAAGACUUUGCCUUCGCAUUUCACAAAAGGAAGUCAUACGCACACUUCAAGUUUCGAAGUGGACGC